Molecule: messenger RNA, 6445 nt
Organism: Hyla sarda
Lineage: Eukaryota; Metazoa; Chordata; Amphibia; Anura; Hylidae
Gene: POLR1A
Product: RNA polymerase I subunit A
Exons: 34
Coding region: 92-5215 (1707 amino acids)
Biological process (GO): DNA-templated transcription
Cellular component (GO): RNA polymerase I complex
Molecular function (GO): DNA-directed RNA polymerase activity; DNA binding
Source: RefSeq, a predicted model, not a curated record
UCCCCUAGUUGAGUGGAAUAUUCCACUUCCGGGUCCUACACGUGUGUGCAGUAGUAAGGCAGCUUUGGCCGGAGAGCUGGCACUCAGCACCAUGCUCUUCUCCAGGGACGUGCCAUGGCGGCGUAUGCAGGAUAUAACUUUUGGCUUUUAUUCCUCAGAGGAGAUCAGGAUGCUGAGUGUCAAAGCCAUUACCAAUCCCCAGUACCUGGAUGCUGCGGGCAAUCCUAUGGCCAAUGGCCUGUAUGACCUGGCCCUAGGGCCCCCAGACAAUAAAGAAGUGUGCGCCACCUGUGCUCAGGAUUUCACUCGUUGCCCCGGACAUCUUGGCUACAUUGAGCUGCCUCUGACCAUCUAUAAUCCCCUGCUGUUUGAUAAACUGUAUCUCCUUGUGCAAGGCUCCUGCAUCCAUUGCCACCUGCUGACGUGUUCUCGUUCCACCAUACAUCUGCUGAUCCACCAGAUGAAGCUCCUAGACAGGGGGGCUGUACAUGAGGUGUACGAGGUGGAGAGCGUUCUUAACCGGUUUCUAGAUGACAAUCCUGCAGCCUCAGGGAACGAAAUCCAGGAAGAAUUAGAAGCCUACACCAAAAAAGUUGUUAAAUCCUAUCCGAAGAAGGACAUAUCCUGUGUGAAGAGUCUGUGUUUGAUCAGGAACAAACUUUUAAGGGAAUUUUGGCGGGAACAGACGAAAUCUAGGAAAUGUCCAAAUUGCAAGGCACCUCGCUCCCAAGUACGAAAAGAACACAACAGCAAGCUGACCAUCAUCAUGAGCGACACUAAGAAUGUGGUCAGCGAGGGGAUUAAAAUUCCAGCAACAACGGUGACCGCAGAGGCCGCCGAACGAGGAUACCUGACUCCUAGCACUACAAAGGAACACAUGGAGGCUCUCUGGGAAAACGAGGGUUUUUUCCUACAGUACCUGUUCUUUGGCUUGAUGAGGGAAAACGACCUCUCCCCAGACAUGUUCUUCCUUGAUCUUGUGGUGGUUCCUCCAUCACGUUUCCGGCCUAUCAAUCGGUUAGGAGACCGGAUGUUCACCAACGGGCAGACGGUAAAUCUGCAGGCCGUCCUUAAAGAUGUGGCCACCAUACAGAAUUUACUGGCGGUGAUGGCCGAGGAACAAGCUGUACCUGAUAAGAAGGCUGAAGAAAGUGUGUUCAGCACUGAACCUGUAGAAAAGAUUGAUCGCUCCUUCUUGGCCCUGCUGCAUGGGGACAGCCUCACAGACAAACUGUACAAUGCUUGGGUUCGUCUGCAGAGUCACGUCAACAUGGUUUUUGAUAGCGAGAUGGACAAAGUGACGUCUGAGAAGUAUCCCGGCAUUCGUCAGCUGCUGGAGAAGAAGGAAGGUCUGUUUCGCAAACACAUGAUGGGGAAGCGUGUGGACUAUGCUGCUCGAUCCGUCAUUUGCCCGGACAUGUACAUCAACACCAAUGAGAUUGGCAUCCCUAUGGUGUUUGCCACCAAGUUGACCUAUCCCCAGCCAGUCACAGCGUGGAAUGUGCAGGAGUUGAGGCAAGCGGUUAUAAAUGGACCCAAUGUCCACCCCGGGGCCUCCAUGGUGGUUGCUGAAGAUGGUUCCCGCACAAUAUUGACGUCUACCAAUCUUACACAGCGUGAGGCCAUCGCCAAGCAGCUGCUCACACCAUCCACUGGCUCACAGAAGUUUACUGCCAAAAUCGUUUAUCGUCAUGUUAAGAAUGGAGAUGUCUUGUUACUCAACCGGCAGCCUACACUGCACAGACCAUCCAUCCAAGCUCACAAGGCCCGAAUCCUUCCGGGAGAGAAAGUGCUGAGGCUCCAUUAUGCCAACUGCAAGGCCUAUAAUGCUGACUUUGAUGGAGAUGAAAUGAACGCCCAUUUUCCUCAAAGUGAACUUGGUCGGGCUGAGGCCUACACCAUUGCGUGUACAGAUCAGCAGUAUUUGGUACCCAAGGAUGGGACACCCUUGGCUGGCCUCAUCCAGGAUCACAUGGUGUCUGGGGUCAGCAUGACCAUCCGUGGUUGCUUCUUCACCAGAGAUCAGUAUAUGGAGCUGGUAUAUAGAGGCCUGACAGAUAAGAAGGGACGGGUUAAAACUCUUCCACCUGCAAUUAUGAAACCAUGCCGUCUAUGGACUGGAAAACAGGUGGUCUCUACGUUACUUAUCAACGUAAUCCCGGAUCACCAUAUACCUCUCAACCUGACAGGAAGCGCCAAAAUUCCUGGGAAAGCGUGGGUGAAGAAAACCCCAAGGCCCAUCCCCGGGUUUCAGUCAGACUCUAUGUGUGAGUCCCAGGUCAUCAUAAGACAUGGAGAGCUGCUCUGUGGGGUCCUGGAUAAGGCACAUUAUGGCAGCUCCUCCUUCGGCCUUGUCCACUGCUGCUAUGAGCUUUAUGGUGGUGAAACAAGCGGGAAAUUGCUGACCUGUCUAGCCCGGCUAUUCACCGCAUACUUGCAGCUCUACCGGGGAUUCACUAUGGGGGUGGAGGACAUUCUGGUUCGACCCUAUGCUGAUGCGGCCAGGGAGAAGAUUGUGGAAAGCUCCUCACAAUGUGGAGGGAAGGCUGUGCGCGGUGCUUUCAACCUCUGUGAAUUGGCUUCAGAUGAGGAGGCCCGGGGAAAAUGGGAAGAUGCUUAUCUAAGCAAAGACCAGAGAGACUUCAACAUGGUUGACUUGAAGUUCAAGGAGCAAGUGAAUCUAGUGAGCAAUGAGAUAAAUAAGGUGUGUAUGCCACUAGGUCUACACAGACAUUUCCCAGAAAAUAAUUUGCAGUUGAUGGUCCAGUCUGGCGCCAAAGGAUCCACUGUGAAUACCAUGCAGAUCUCCUGUCUUUUGGGUCAGAUUGAGUUGGAAGGUCGACGACCACCACUGAUGCCUUCUGGGAAAUCUCUGCCUUGUUUCCAACCGUAUGACUUUGCACCACGAUCCGGUGGCUUUGUGACUGGCCGUUUUCUCACUGGCAUCAAACCUCCAGAGUUCUACUUUCACUGUAUGGCUGGGAGAGAAGGUUUGGUGGACACUGCCGUGAAGACGAGUCGUUCAGGUUAUCUCCAGAGGUGUAUCAUUAAGCAUAUUGAGGGGCUGGUGGUCCAGUACGACCUCACAGUGCGGGACAGUGAUGGCAGCGUGGUACAGUUCCUCUAUGGUGAAGAUGGACUGGAUGUACCCAAGACACAGUUUCUGCAGCCAAAGCAGUUUCCAUUCAUUGAGCAGAAUUAUGAGGUGAUUAAACAAUCAAAGUGCUUGGAUGAAGUCUUAAGUAAAAUGGAUUCUGAGCAAGCUAGUCGCUACAGCCAGUCUAUACGGAAGUGGAAAGUCAAGUAUCCUGCUUCUUUGCAAAGGCGUGGGCCUCUGCUACUGUACUCCCAGAAGAAGAUGACGUCUUUUAAGGAACAAUAUCCUGAGCCGUGUAUCACAAAUGGAAGGGAGCAGGCUUCUAGUAUGCUAGUUGAAAGUUGGUGUGCCCUGGACCAGAAGGCGAAGAACAAGUACAUAAAACGGUCAUCUCCCCAGCCUGACCCUUGCCUCUCAGUCCUACGUCCAGAUCUUUAUUUUGGAUCGGUGUCCGAAACAUUUCAAGACAAAGUCGAUCAGUACACGUGGCAGCAGGAUACGCAGAGUGGCCCCAACUAUAAGCAGUCCAAGGUGUCGGCUGACAGGUUAAGGACUUUGCUACAGCUGAAGUGGCAGAGAGCCCUGUGUGACCCCGGAGAUGCAGUGGGCCUUCUUGCAGCUCAAAGCAUUGGUGAACCCUCCACCCAGAUGACACUGAACACCUUCCACUUUGCCGGAAGAGGAGAGAUGAACGUCACCCUUGGUAUUCCCAGACUUCGAGAAAUCUUACUGAUAGGGAGCUCCAAAAUUAAAACUCCCAUGAUGAGCGUGCCGGUCCUCCCCACCAAGAAAGCUUUAAAGAAAGUGAAAAAGCUGAAGAAACAACUAACCCGUGUGUGUUUGGCUGAGGUGAUGCACAAGCUGGAUGUAGUAGAAACCUUCCUCAUUGAGGACAAAACCCAGAAAUUACAGGUCUACAAAGUAAAAUUCCACUUCCUGCCGCAUGAGUAUUACCGGCAGGAGAAAUGCUUGAGACCUGAGGAUCUACUGCACUUCAUGGAGAACAGGUUCUUCCGAAUUAUGAUAGAUACCAUCAAAAGGAAAGGCGCAAAACUUGCCUCUUAUUCAGAUGUAUCCAGCAGAAAGGCCUUUCGUAAAGAUCAUGAUGAUGAUGGGGAAGGGGCGGCAACCCAGGAAGGCCAAGAAGAGGAGCCUGAAGAACAAGAAAUUGUAGAUGCAGAAGCCGACGAGGGUGAUGCAGAUGCUACAGAUGCAAAACGGAAAAAAAAGCAAGAGGAGGAGGUUGACUAUGAAAGUGAAGAGGAGGAGCAGUCGGAGAAUGAAGAGGAGCAGGAUGAGGAGAACCCUCCUGCCCAGAAGGAAGAAGGCACGGAGGCAUCCGAUGAGGGUGAAGACCUGUCGCCAAAUGGGGAGGAUCGCAGUCCCUCCUCUUUACUAUCCUCCAAAAAGAAAAGUAACCAACCAAACCUAACAAAGCAGGUGUUGGCGGAGAACCGGAUAAAUGGCGUCUUGAGUCUCAGCUCCAGCAUAGACGACUAUUCUUAUGAUACAGAAAACAGCUUAUGGUGUGAGAUCACUUUUAAGCUGCCCCUUAUGAAGGUUCACUUCGAUAUGUCCUCUCUCAUCUCGACCCUGGCACAUAACGUUGUUAUUCACGAGACCAAAGGAAUAACCCGCUGUCUUCUCAACGAAACCACAAACAAAAACGGAGCCAAGGAGACCAUCCUGAACACGGAGGGUAUCAAUCUCCAAGAGAUGUUCAGAUAUUCAGAUAUCCUGAACCUAAAGCGCUUGUAUACAAACGAUAUCCAUGCAAUGGCCAAUACAUAUGGUAUAGAGGCUGCAGUCAGGGUGGUGCAGAAGGAAAUCAGAGAUGUGUUUGCUGUAUAUGGUAUUGAGGUAGACCCCCGACAUCUCUCUUUGGUUGCGGACUACAUGUGCUUUGAGGGAACGUAUCAGUCUCUUAGCCGCUAUGGGAUGGCUUCCAACUCUUCCCCUUUCCAGCAGAUGACCUUUGAGACCAGCUACAAGUUCUUAAAGGAAGCUACAAUGAAUGGCGCGAAGGACAGUCUCCAGUCGCCGUCCGCGUGUAUCGUGGUCGGCAAAGUUGUUAAAGGCGGCACUGGAUUGUUUGACCUCAAACAGCCAAUGAAAUAAACCUCAAGGACCAACACUGAGAGACUCGGCGCCAAGAUGGUUAAUGUAGCAGACAGUGCGUUACACGGCAGCGGCGGAGGCCUGCCAGGGUAUAAACAUCUGUUGUGGAGCCCCAGAUGAAUCAUCCAGCAGUGAACGGAGUGAAUCGCAACAGAGUCAUCCACUAGAGCAGUGUUUUCCAGUGUGUCUCCAGCUGUUGCAAAACUACAACUCCCAGCAUGCCCGGACAGCCGAAGGCUGUCCGGGCAUGCUGGGAGUUGUUGUUUUGCAACAGCUGGAGACAUAAUGUUUGGGAAUUACUAUUUACAAUUGAUCACUAGAAGUGAUCACUGAAACCCUAAAUUUACCACCCACUAAAUUUACCCCCCCUGACGUUUCACCACAAAACAGUGGCUUUAUCAAGGGCUAUGGGGUCAAUGUCAAUGUUUGGACAAUGUUUGGGAAAACGCUGCUCCAGAGGCACCUACUGCAUGUAACCAUCCUGUGUAAAUGUUUACAAAUGUAUAGCUUUGUAAUAAAAUAUAUUGUGUGAAUUGUGCCGUCGUGUUUGUCUUGGGGUUUAUCUGGUCUAAUGUAAAAAAGUAUCCGUCAUUUCAGUUUGCGUUCCAGUAUAAGCUGCCCUCUGUGUGUGUGUGUGUACAUAUGAGGAGCAGCACUAUUUUUGGUCAUUAUAUAACUUGUAUAUGGGAUUUUUCAGCAGAUUUCUGCUCUGCAGGCUUCAUCUGUAAUUUGCAGUUCUCUUAGAGCUAGUGGGUGGAGCUCCCUCCUCCAUAGACUUGUAUUGCGUGUAUUGUAGACACAGGAAAAAGCUUAGAUGAUUUUCGAGCAGUUUUGAGCAGUACCAGGGAGGGGUGGGGAGAGAAGCUUGUUAAAAGGAGAGAGAAGCAUUUUUGUCUAAUAAUAUAUAUUACAAAGUUUCUUAUAUUUGCUUGUACUAUUGAUCUGAGUACGGAGUAUACGUUUCUUUAGAGUGCUUCUUAACCCCUUAAGGACCAGGCCAUUUUACACCUUAAGGACCAGAGCGUUUUUUGCAAUUCUGACCACUGUCACUUUAAACAUUAAUAACUCUGGAAUGCUUUUAGUUAUCAUUCUGAUUCUGAGAUAGUUUUUUCGUGACAUAUUCUACUUUAACUUAGUGGUAAAAUUUUAUGGUAACUUGCAUCCUUUCUUGGUGGAAAAUCCCAAAAUUUGAUGAAAAAAAUGAAAAUUUAGCAUUUUUCUAACUUUGAA